This is a messenger RNA of Quercus robur (English oak), 480 nucleotides long. RefSeq names its product probable WRKY transcription factor 3. Gene Ontology annotation, biological process: regulation of DNA-templated transcription. NCBI's taxonomy places the organism in Eukaryota, Viridiplantae, Streptophyta, Magnoliopsida, Fagales, Fagaceae. The record is from RefSeq and is a predicted model, not a curated record. The transcript has a single exon. The coding region runs from base 1 to 480 and encodes 159 amino acids. Gene Ontology annotation, molecular function: DNA-binding transcription factor activity; sequence-specific DNA binding.
AUGGAAUCAUCAAAGGCAUCUCAUUCUGAUAAGAAAUACCAGGAUAGUGAGCCUACCAUUGUUGUUGCUAAUCCUUUCAAUUCCGAUGAUGGGUACAGAUGGUGUAAAUAUGGGCAGAAGGUGGUUAAGGGCAAUGAAUAUCCACGAAGCUACUACAAAUGUACAUGUGUGGGUUGUAAUGUCAGAAAAUGGGUUGAGCAAUCUCCUGCCGGAGAAAUGCCUAAAAUUAAGUACGAAGGCAAACAUAAUCAUGAAAUGCCUAACAAGCUUGCAAAAGAAAUUAGUGAUUCGCAAUAUCUGGCCGGAAAUAUGAACAUUCUAAGUCAAUUGGAAACAAAAAGUGACUGUGAGGAGGAAGGUGUUGCAGAAACAAGAGAAGAGGUUUCUCAUUCUGAUAGGACAUACCAGGCUACUAUUGCUGUUGAUAAGCCUGCCAAUGAUGGCUACAAGUGGCGUAUAUAUGGGGAAGAAGAAAGUUAA